ACUUUGCACAAGUUGGGCCCGUCUGGAAUGGUUCUUCACUUUCACUGUAGGCACAAAUGGUGAAAGCCAAUACUGAGGAGCAGCUAUGGCAGCUAUUCUUUGAAGACCCAUCUUCCUGGUGGGACAAUAGAACUGUGAAGAGUAAUCCGAGAUUUCCAGACUUCAAGCAUGCAACAAGCGGAGCUAGUCUCUGGAUCAAUUCCCGGACUCCCAAAUGGGUGGCACCAAAACUGUCGACUCUGACUCAGACAUCGUGCAGUGAAGUUCAGUUCCGAAAAUCAUGUGUUGGAAGCUCGGUGAGGAAGAAAGAAGUUGGCAAGCACUCGCUGGCGGCAUAUCUCAAAUUGCUAGACGAUGGAGUAAAGCCGGCUACUGGGUCAAUCCUCGCUGCGUUGAAGGUCUGUAGCAGCUCACGAGAUCUCCAAGCGGGUAAGAAGAUUCAUAAGGACGUAGUUGACAGUGGUGAACUCUCCAACAUAUUCAUCUCUAACACUUUGAUUGACAUGUAUGCAAAGUGCGGGAGCAUGGCUGAGGCUCGGCAGCUGUUCGACAGCAUGAAGCACCGCGACGUAGUUUCAUGGACUGCAAUUGUCCAGGGAUAUGCAAACUCUGGGGAAGGGGAACUGGCUCUCAAGCUUUAUUCAAGAAUGCAAGAGGAGGGCCACAAAUCCAACAGAGUCAGCAUCCUGGCUGCGCUGAAAGCGUGUGCUAGUCUGGCAGAGAAAGAGGACAAUGAACUUCUCGGUGGCAAACAUCUCAAGGUGAAGUGCCUGGGAAGGGUCAGAGCUUUACACUCUCAAGUAACUGGCAACGAGGCCGAGCUGGACCUUUUCGUGGCGAACAGUCUGAUCGAUGUUUACUCGAAGUGUGGGAGCAUGGCAGAUGCUCAACAGGUUUUCGACAAAAUCCUGCAUCACAGUGUGGUCUCCUGGAACAGCCUUAUUCAAGGUUAUGCCGAAAGCGGACAGGGUGAACAGGCACUAGAGUGUUACGAACUUAUGCAACGUAGAGGCUUCAAAGCGGAUACAGUGACACUCGUAGCAGCGUUGAAGGCCUGUGCUUGUUUGGCAGAAGGAGAAGAGAGAAAUGGGAAGUUUGUCAACCUCCACAGAGUGAGAGCCAUUCACACUCUAGCGGCUAGCAACUGUUUGGUGGACGUUGUCCUGGCGAAUACUCUUGUUGAUUCUUAUGCGAAGUGUGGGAGCAUGGUGGAUGCUCGUCAAGUUUUUGAGAAAAUGGAGCAGCAUACCGUGGUUUCGUGGACAGUACUCAUUCUCGGGUAUGCUCAGAACGGGGAAGGCGAAGUGGCACUGGAACUUUAUGCUCGUAUGAAAGACGAAGGUUGUGCAGCCAACCUCGUGACAAUCCUGGCUGCUCUCAAAGCAUGCACAGGUGUUGCUGAGAAAGCGUUCUCUUCAGGAACAGUUGCCAGGACGGAGUGCAUUUGGAAAGGCAAGAGUAUCCAUGCUGAAGCUGCCAGAAUUAGCGUGGAGAUGAACCAGUCUGUGGCGAACACUCUGGUCGACAUGUACGCGAAAUGUGGCAGCUUGGAAGAUGCUCUUCGAGUUUUCCAGUUUAUGAGGCGUCACGACGUUGUCUCCUGGAACUGUCUCAUACUUGGUUUUGCCAAGUGUGGCAACGGAGACGCGGCUCUUGAGAUGUUCUCGUGCAUGAGGGACGAAGAUCAUCCUCCGGAUCGCAUUACUUUUAUUGCUGCUUUGAAGGCCUGUGCGAGCUCUGCUGAACAAGAAGAAGCCAAGCUCGUCGACGGGAGAGCUGUGAAGCAAGAGUGCUUACAACGAGGCAGGGCUAUUCAUAAGAGAGCUGCAGAGAGCCUGGACAUACUGGAUCCGGCAAUGCUCAACACGCUGGUGGACACGUACGCGAAGUGCGGAAGCAUGGGGGAUGCUCGGCAGGUGUUCGAGAGUAUGCAGGAAAGGAGCGUUGUUUCUUGGAACUGCAUAAUUCUGGGAUAUGCACAGGCAGGAGAGUCCGAGAUUGCUCUACAGCUUUAUGCAAAGAUGAGAGACGACGAAAACUCGUGUUUGCCAGACGCCGUGACUUUCACAGGUGCUUUCAAGGCUUGUGGUGCGCUGGGGGCGCUGGAAACAGGGAAGCAGAUCGAAGCCGACGUUCGUAGUGCCGGACUUGACACUGACACUAUGGUGCUGAACUCUCUCCUCGACUUUUACUGUAAGUGUGGGAGCAUGCUCGAGGCCGAGCGGGUGUUUAGCUCCGUUUCUGCGAAGACGCAAGUUACGUGGGCUGCACUGAUGGCUGGCUACAGCUCCAUCGGACAGACGCAGCGCGUUUUUCAGCUGUUCGAGGACAUGCAGCGGCAUCGAGUUCAACCUGACCAUGUUACGUUCCUCACACUUCUCAGCGCGUGCAGCCACGCGGGGCUUGUGGACAAGGGAAAGGAGUACUUCCAGGCAAUGAGCUCCAACAAGUUUGGAAUAAGUCCAAGCCGGCAGCAUUACUCGUGCAUGGUGGAUAUGUUGGGCCGGGCAAACCAGCUGGAUGAGGCCGUGACCAUGAUCCAGAGCAUGCCGGGCAAAGCAGACGUGGUGAUAUGGAUGGUGCUUUUGGCCGCUGCUGAGAAGUGGAAGAACGUGGAUGCUGGGAGGCUGGCUUUCGAGUCACUCAUGAAACUAGAUGCGAAGAAUGCGACGGCUUAUGUGCUAAUGUCCAACAUCUAUGCCGGUGCUGGAAUGCUCGAGGAACUGGUCCAGAUACAAGACAUGUACAGGCAAAGUCACCACUAGCGACCAAUGACGUUCCGGCUUACUUCCUUCGCCUACGAGGACCUUUUUCUUCGGAAUCAGACUCGACUUCCUUGACCA
This is a messenger RNA of Selaginella moellendorffii, 2843 nucleotides long. Its product is annotated as pentatricopeptide repeat-containing protein At5g27110-like. The record is from RefSeq and is a predicted model, not a curated record. NCBI's taxonomy places the organism in Eukaryota, Viridiplantae, Streptophyta, Lycopodiopsida, Selaginellales, Selaginellaceae. Gene Ontology annotation, biological process: RNA modification. The transcript has 2 exons. Bases 57 to 2765 code for a protein of 902 amino acids. Gene Ontology annotation, molecular function: protein binding; RNA binding.